UCCAGCUUUCUGCUGCUCUAGCUUCGCUCAGUCCAUGUCCUGGACCCUGGUCUGCUCGAACACACAAGUCUAUCAGGAAGCAGAAUUCACAGUGUACGGGUACACUACUUAAGUCUUUAAGUAUGAGCUUCUGUAGGCGUCGGCGAAAGGAGGUAAAUAGCGACUCGGAUAAUGAGAGGCAAGAGCAAACUCUACCUCCGAAGUGGCUACCUCCAAAGUGGAUUGAAAAUAUACUUACAGAGGGACUUUUCUUGUGGUGCGUGUUGUCGGUAACAGUGGACCCAUUGUUCUUUUACGUUCCGGUGAUUAAUGAAGAAAGAAAGUGCGUUGCUUUAGAUAGAAGAUUAUAUAUCAGAACAACUUGUUUGCGAACUGUUCUGGACUCGAUUUUGCUUGUGGAUAUCAUUUUGCAAUGUCUUCGUCAUUUUGCAAAAUCGGAACAGGAUUUUGCUUGUGGAGGAAUACUGGAAUCCUGCCAAAAUGUAUCGGAACGGGCCGAAAUGACCGGAACGGAAAAUCCACCUAAACUAUUAACACUAUUACUGUUCCUGUGCCGAUUACUGUUCCGGUACCUCAAAUUUCGAUCGGAAUUGUGGUCAUUGGUGAUUGACGUCCUGGCAAUUCUUCCAGUCCCACAGUUGCUACUUCCAAUUAUCUUUUCAAAACUGGGAGGUUCCGAAUCUUUGAACAAAAGGAAAGUCUUGACAGCUGUUGUUCUAUUCCAAUAUCUGCCAAGAGCUAUUCGUAUCUACCUGUCAUCAGUCUCAUGGAGAAAUGCAUUCACCCACGACGGCGGAUCGAGAGACAAACUAUCUAAAAGCGUCAUAGCAGUGAAAGCUGGAUUCAACUUGUUUAUGUUCAUUGUUGCCAGUCAUAUAUUGGGUGCUUUUUGGUACUUUUUCUCUGUCGAGCGAGAGACAGCUUGCUGGCACCUCGCCUGUGAAAAUCAUAUUGAAUGCGAUCGAAGUUCUUUUGACUGUAACCAUGGAAGUUUUCGCAAUCACACAUUUUUAAACGAUUAUUGUCCUAUACAAACCCCAAAUACAACGGUCUUUGAUUUUGGAAUAUUCCAAGGAGCGCUUCAAUCUGGUACAGUGGCGUCCAUGGAUUUUCCACGAAAGAUCUUGUACUGCUUCUGGUGGGGCCUCCGAAAUUUGAGUUCUUUUGGUUCAAACCUUCAAACAAGUCCGCAUAUCUGGGAGAACUGCUUCGCAGUUUUAACUUCCAUCUCUGGCUUGCUACUAUUUAUGUACUUCCUUGGACGUUUGCAGAUGUAUAUGCAGUGGGAGACAAAUAAGCAGUUGGAGAAAGAUCGGCAAUGGGAGGCAUAUAAGCAGUUGGAGGUGGAGUUGGUAGCUGCUCUGUAUAGGCAUCAGGAGGUAGCUCAGCAAAAGCAGCAAAGGCGGGAGGAAGCUCAGCGAAAGCAGCAAAGUCUGGAGGAAGCUAAGCAACUUGAAGACUUUAUGCAGCGGUGGAAAUUUAGGAUGAAAGCCAGAAGAAAUAAAAUAAUUGAAUGGAUAGACAGACAACCGCGGCUUCACCGUUACGAAAUUAAAAAGAAGAUCAUAUGCCUGGUAGACGGAAUGUUUAAAGAAAAAGAAAAGCAGAUCAUGUCUGAGGCAGGAGCAAAUCUUGUUGCCGCAGAAAGCAAAAUAUCUCCUAGUGAAUAUGAAGAUAUUGAUGCAGAGAAUCCGUUGACUCAUCUUCCCCUGUUCAUUAGAAGAGAUAUUCGGCAGCAUCUCUGCUUACCCCUACUACAGAAAGUGCCAUUUCUUCAGAUGGUGAGUGAAGAUACGUUGAAAUUGAUUAGCAGAGGCUUUCUCAAGGAAGUGUACUACAAUGAGAACAGUUACAUUGCUCGGGAGGGAGAACCACUUGAUGCGUUGCUCUUCAUCACGCAAGGCAUCGUUUGGACCUAUACAUCUAGUCCUGAUAAUCGUCAAACUGGGAUUCUUAAAACCGAUGACUUCUAUGGAGACGAACUGCUAGAAUGGAUGCUCCAGUCCCCCAACAGGGACUUCGUGCCGGAUCCAUCCAACCUCCCCUUCUCGACUAGGACUCUCAGAUGCCAUACAAAAGUCGAAGCUUUCGCUCUUACGGCCGGCAACAUACAGCAUCUGCUAGAUCAACACUGGAAGAAGUUUAGGAAGUUCAGAUUUGACAGGCUCAUCCGAACUUUUCUCGGUCCUAAUAUUCAAGCAGCGGUUCCCCAGACACUUGAUGAGUCUGACCAGAAGGCUAAGAAGGCCGCAAGCUAGUCGCCGAGGUUGGGUAACACUACUUAGGCAUCGACAUAAACCUUCUAUUCAUGCCGCGCGUUGGUGCAUUAGUACGUACCGUGUUGUGCUCGUUACCUAAAAGUUAAGACUGCUUAAAAUCCAGUUGUGUAUAUCGAACAACGGCAGGUCGUUUAAGAUAGACAACUUCGAAUUAUGCUGCAGGAUGUAUAAUAAAUGCUCCACUGGGUUUUGGAGGGAUUCGAUUGCUAAUCGUUUUCUGUGAAUGGUUAGAUCAGUAGAUCAAAAAUAAAUGUUUGUCAGGUAACAAAAUUAUA
Juglans regia (Persian walnut) is the source of this 2554-nucleotide messenger RNA. RefSeq names its product cyclic nucleotide-gated ion channel 1-like. Bases 123 to 2258 code for a protein of 711 amino acids. NCBI's taxonomy places the organism in Eukaryota, Viridiplantae, Streptophyta, Magnoliopsida, Fagales, Juglandaceae. The record is from RefSeq and is a predicted model, not a curated record. The transcript is spliced from 8 exons.